AUGGCAGCCAUCAGCAGCUGGAUGCUGGCACUCCUGUUGGCACUCCUGUGCCCGUUCCAGAUGCCACUCUCCGGACUGGGAAAUGCUGAGGAGGUGGGUAUGGAGGAGGUCCACCGUGGAGACUCAGAGGAGGAGGGUCACCUAGAGGAGGAGUUGGCGGGUGAUGAUGGCGAUGAUGAGGGUGGAGCUGGAGAGGAAGAAGAAGAAAACAUAGGGGAGGAAGAGGUUAAUGAAGAGGAAGGAGAGGAGGAGAGUGAUGAAGAAGAGGCGGGAGGAGAAGAAGAGCUGUGGGAGGCUGAGAAAGAGGAGGCUGAGGCUGAUGAAGAGGUAGAGGAGGCUGCAGAGGAAGAUGUGGCUGCCGAAGCCCAGGAAGAGAACGAUGAAGGUGAUGACGAGGAAAGAGAUAAAACUGAAGAGGUAGAUGAGGGAGAGGAAGCUGAGGACGAUGGCGAGGAUGAAGAGGAGGCAGCAGAGGAAGAGGAAGACAGUGAGGAAGAGGAGGUGGCUGAGAAGGAAGAUGAAGCAACUGAGGAGGAGGCGGCAGAUGAGGAAGAGGAUGAAUCUGAGGAUGAAGAGGCAGUGGAGGAAGAGGUGGAGGAGAAGAGUAAUGAAGAGGAGGCAGUGGAGGAAGAGGAGAGUGACGAAGAGGAUGCAGGGGAAGCAAUAGAAGAAGCGGAGGAAGAGGAGAGUGACGAAGAGGAGGCAGUGGAGGAAAAGGAAGAGGAGGGUGAUGAAGAGGAGGCAGCAGAGGUGUUGGAGGGAGAGGAGAGUGAUGAAGAGGAGGGUGAUGAGGAGGGUGAAAGUGAUGCCGAAGAGGAGGAAGAGGUGACUGAAGUUCAGGGAGACGAUGCAGAGGAAGAUGAAGAGGAUCCUGAACAUGACUCCCAUGUAGAGAGUGAGGCUGACGAGAGUGAGGAGGAAGAGGAGGAGACCAGUGCUUCACACUUCCAUUCAGGAUCCCUGUGUAGUGUCUGCUCCAUCUGUCAGCAUUGUGACAGCUGUGACCAGUGUCCCUGUGAGGAGGGGGAGCAGGCAGACCACUGUCUACACUGCCAUGAGUGCUCCUACUGCUACGUCUGUCCGCUGCUGUGUGACACCGUCUGCACACCGGGUGGCCUUGUGGAUGAGCUAAGUAGCUCCCUCUUUCAGUAA
This is a messenger RNA of Lampris incognitus (smalleye Pacific opah), 1152 nucleotides long. RefSeq lists its product as uncharacterized. Bases 1 to 1152 code for a protein of 383 amino acids. The record is from RefSeq and is a predicted model, not a curated record. Gene Ontology annotation, molecular function: calcium ion binding. NCBI's taxonomy places the organism in Eukaryota, Metazoa, Chordata, Actinopteri, Lampriformes, Lampridae. The transcript is spliced from 5 exons.